Molecule: messenger RNA, 1320 nt
Organism: Aedes albopictus (Asian tiger mosquito)
Lineage: Eukaryota; Metazoa; Arthropoda; Insecta; Diptera; Culicidae
Product: protein hemingway
Exons: 5
Coding region: 485-1150 (221 amino acids)
Biological process (GO): spermatogenesis
Source: RefSeq, a predicted model, not a curated record
CGAUCUACACAGUUUUUGUUGUUGGCAAUUUCCCUUACAGAUAAUGUCCUUGAAAAUUGAUGUAAUAUGAUUCCUUUUCCACACUUAAUCAAUCAAUAUGUAGUACCUAAAUUAUUGAUGAGCUUCCACAGUCUGAAUAACUUUUGAUACUGCUUCAAUUGAACAGGAAACUCCGUUUUCGUUAGAUUCUCACAAAAUUGGCGCCAACAAAGCACCAUGUGGUCUCACGUUAUGCGCACGCGUGCCUACCAUAUAGACACUCCCGUGGCAACUAGAGGCUCGACCGAUCCACAACAAACAGUCUCAACACCACCGAGCCGUAAACAUAGUAACCCGAAGUUUGUUUUUCGCGCACUAACAAUCAGGAGAUCUCCCAUCGGCGAAGAGAAAGUUCUCUUAUCAAUCGGCCGCAAUCUUCAAGAAAUCCCUGGCUUGUCCCCGUAUCGGUUCAAGGUUCAACCGCGGUUCAACGUUCAGGUGCGAAAUGAGCUCGAACAACAAGCAACUGGGCAAGUGCACCUCGGUCACCAACUCGCUGCUUCCGGAGUCCAGCUCUAGCACUGGGAGCACCAGCAGUAGCAGUAGCAGCAACUGGGACAAAACGGAUUACAGUUCCUUCCAGUCGGAGAAACUAUCGACUCGGGAUGAAGACGCCCUUAGCUCGAUUUCGGGAUCAUCUUUGUCGUCUUCACCGGGUCGUCGUCGUCGCAGAUCUCGCCACGGUGCCAACAAUAACGGCUUUCAGGUGGAAAUUCUGAGCUCCGAACCGGAAGAUUUCGACGAAAGUGGCCAUCUGUUUCACAUGGACAUCAUGAAGGACAGUUUGAGCGAUAUAUCGUUGGGUUCGUCGCGGCGCGUGUCCACCGUGAAACCGAAGAAAUCCCAGAACUUGUCCUUUUCGCGGGAUCGUGUACGAGAGAUUGAACGACACAAUCAACUAUUGCUGCAGAGGAUCAUGACCACGAAGCCAACGCUGAGCACCAAGGCAAAGCCGAGUGCCACAACGAUAAGUACACCCUCAAACAAUAACUCAAGGACCACAAGUGCGGCAGUCAAUCGCAAGAAAAAGCAACGUCAAAUUGAUAUUGAUAAUCAGCUUCUUCGUAAGAAACUGGAGAAAAUCGAACGGACGCGCCGUAGCGCAUGGUGAAGCGGGUUUCUUUUUCAAGAACAGAUCAUGUUUAGAAUAGGGUUUAUUUCUACAAUGAGGUUUCAAAGACUAAGAGUAGGAGAUGCGUAUCAUAUCGGAACGAUUUAAAAUUGUGAACAAUCAAAAUUCUGAAAAUAAAAUAUGUAAUGAGUAUAAUUAUUGAAGGGAUU